This is a messenger RNA of Eimeria mitis, 459 nucleotides long. RefSeq lists its product as uncharacterized. Lineage: Eukaryota; Apicomplexa; Conoidasida; Eucoccidiorida; Eimeriidae. The record is from RefSeq and is a predicted model, not a curated record. The transcript is spliced from 3 exons. Bases 1 to 459 code for a protein of 152 amino acids.
AUGCUGAGCCAGCAGCAGCAGCAGCAGCAGCAGCAGCAGCAGCAGCAACAGCAGCAGCAGCACCAGGAUCAACGACAGCAAGAACAGCAGCAGCAGCAGCAGCAGCGGCUUGGAUGCCUUCACCUUAGGGGCGAUUCAAUGAAGCCUCGCGCAGCACAGCAACAGCAGCAGCAACAACAGCAGCAGCAUGUCACGUCGAUGCUCAACCAGCAGCAGCAGCACCAGCAACAGCAGCAGCAGCAGCAGCAACGGCAGCAGCAACAGCAGCAGCAGCACCAGGAUCAACGAGAGCAAGAACAGCAGCAGCAGCAGCAGCGGCUUAGAUGCCUUCACCUUAGCGGCGAUUCAAUGAAGCCUCGCGCAGCAGCAGCAGCUGCUGCUGCUGCUCCUGCUGCUGCACCUGCUGCUGCUCCUGCUGCUGCACCUGCUGCUGCUCCUGCUGCUGCUGCUGCUUCUUGA